AUGAGCAAAGGACUGCGAUCUCUCGGAAUGGUGAAGAAGCUGGGUCAGUGGCUCCCACAUGCAUUGAGCGACGGCAACAGCCAAAGACGGCUGGAAAUCUGCACUCAGCUGUUAUCCAGAAGCCGCAGAUUCGACUGGCUGGACACCAUUUUCACUGGAGAUGAAGAAUGGGUCCUCUACGUCAACCACACCCACAAACGUGCGUGUUGCGCUAGCGAUGAAAUGCCGGAUCCUUUCGUGAAAGGUGAAAUCCAUGAGAAGAAGGUCAUGCUGAGAGUCUGGUGGGGAGUUCAUGGAAUCUACCGUUUCGAGCUGCUGCCGGACAACACGGCAGUUACUGCCGAGGUCUACUGCGCUCAACUGCAAAGACUAGCCGACAAGAUCCGCAAGGAGCACCUGAAGCUCGACAACGUUCGCCUGCUGCACGGUAACGCGCCCUCACAUCGCGAAGAAGACUUCCCAGAAAAUUCUGGAGCUCGAAUGGGAAGUUCUACCGCACCCACCGUAGGAGUUUUACGCCAAAGGAAUCUGUGA
Messenger RNA from Necator americanus (New World hookworm), 534 nucleotides. RefSeq lists its product as uncharacterized. Gene Ontology annotation, molecular function: nucleic acid binding. The record is from RefSeq and is a predicted model, not a curated record. NCBI's taxonomy places the organism in Eukaryota, Metazoa, Nematoda, Chromadorea, Rhabditida, Ancylostomatidae. The transcript has a single exon. Bases 1 to 534 code for a protein of 177 amino acids.